UUCCACCUUGAUUUACUCUUGUUAUUUACGUCCGCAGCUAAAAAUGGAGGCUGGCCUUACUUUCAGACCUCUGAUAUGCUUAUCUCCAUUGAAGUGUAAUAAGGCCUCACUGCCUUAUCCCUUCCAUCGUAUCCAGUUAAGCCGUUUUAGUUCGGGAAUGUAUAUCAAAACGCAGAACAAUGAAACGUACAAGCUCAACACCAGCACUGAUAAUGGCGCUCCAAAAAUGAAUAUCCAGAACGAAAAUAAGUUGCCUGAAGCCACAAUAGGUCGUCACCUAGCUCGGCGUCUUGUAGAGAUUGGCGUCUCCGAUAUCUUUUCUGUUCCUGGUGACUCUAAUCUCAGCCUCCUCGAUUAUUUUGUUGCAGAGGCUAGGCUGAACUUGGUUGGGUGCUGCAACGAGCUAAAUGCUGGCUAUGCAGCUGAUGGGUAUGCGAGGUCUCGUGGAGUUGGCGCAUGUGUUGUCACCUUCACCGUUGGUGGGCUUAGUUUACUCAAUGCCAUUGCUGGUGCUUACAGCGAAAGCUUACCUAUAAUUUGUAUUGUGGGUGCUCCUAACUCUAACGAUUUCGGCUCUAAAAAGAUUCUUCACCACACCAUUGGCUUGCCAGAGUUUGAUCAAGAACUACAGUGUUUCAAAACUGUUACUUGUCACCAGGUGGUGAUAAAUGACUUGGCUGAUGCCCAAGAACAGAUAGACACAGCAAUUGCAAUCUGCUUAAGAGAAAGCAAGCCUGUAUACAUCAGUAUCAGUUGUAAUUUGGUGGCCAUCCCUCAUUUUAGUUUCAAUCAUGAUCCACUUCCGCUUUUCUCUUCUCCAAAAAUGAGUAAUCAAAUGGCAUUAGAACUGGCAGUAGAGACAGCUGCAGAACUCUUGAACAAGGCGGUGAAACCAGUGAUGAUAGCAGGACCAAGACUCCGAGCUGCAAAAGCUUGUGAUGCUUUCAUGGAGCUGGCAGACUCUUGCGGCUAUGCGCUUGCUGUAAUGCCCUCUGCUAAAAGUCUAAUCCCAGAACACCACCCACGAUUCAUCGGAACCUACUGGGGUAAUGCAAGCUCACCCUUUUGCAACGAAACUGUAAGUAUUGCUGAUGCUUCAAUAUUUGCUGGUCCUCUUUUCGACGAUCUGAGCACUGUAGGAUAUUCACUCGUCUUCAACAAAGCGAAAGCCAUAAUUGUCGAGCCUGAACGUGUGCUCAUCCCUAAUGCACCUGUAUAUGCAUCAGUACUAAUGAAGGACUUCUUUAAAGCACUAGUCAAGAGGCUUAAACGUAAUUCAACUGCUUAUACAAACUUCCAACGUAUUUAUGUUUCAGAAGGAUAUGAUGAUCUAAUCCCUAAUGCCUCAUCUAAAGAAUCUGCUGUUAGGGUAAAAGUUUUAUCUGAAAGGAUACAGAAGAUUUUGUCUGCUAACAUGACAGUCAUCGCUGAAGCAGGAGACUCGUUGUUUUUGUGUCAGAACUUAAGCUUGCCCCGAGGAUGUGGGUAUGAAAGUCAAUUGUUGUAUGCUUCAAUAGGUUGGUCAAUAGGUGCAACUCUGGGAUAUGCACAAGCUGCUCUUCAUAAACGAGUUAUUGCUUGCAUGGGAGACGGAAGCUUCCAGGUGGGGGGACAAGAGGUGUCAACAAUGUUGAGAUGGGGGCAAAAGAGUAUUAUCAUCUUAAUAAACAAUGGUGGUUAUACCACUGAAAGUAAGAUCCACGAUGGUCCUUACAACAUCAUCAACAACUGGGAUUACACUACCUUUAUUCAUGCCAUCCAUAAUAAUGCCGAAGCCAAGUGUUGGACGGCUAAGGUACAUAAUGAAGAAGAGUUAGUUGAAGUGUUUGAGACUGCAGUGAGAGACAAAAAAGACUGUUUGUGCUUCAUAGAAGUGAUUGUUCAUAAAGAAGAUUGUAGCAAGCAGCUACUUCAAGUUGGGUGUAUGCUUGCAGCUGCCAACACUCGUCCUCCAAUUAUUUCCUAAUUA
Messenger RNA from Carica papaya (papaya), 1969 nucleotides. Its product is annotated as pyruvate decarboxylase 1-like. Gene Ontology annotation, cellular component: cytosol. The record is from RefSeq and is a predicted model, not a curated record. Lineage: Eukaryota; Viridiplantae; Streptophyta; Magnoliopsida; Brassicales; Caricaceae. Gene Ontology annotation, molecular function: pyruvate decarboxylase activity; thiamine pyrophosphate binding; magnesium ion binding.